Molecule: messenger RNA, 3656 nt
Organism: Loxodonta africana (African savanna elephant)
Lineage: Eukaryota; Metazoa; Chordata; Mammalia; Proboscidea; Elephantidae
Gene: CDHR3
Product: cadherin related family member 3
Exons: 19
Coding region: 1-2619 (872 amino acids)
Biological process (GO): cell morphogenesis; multicellular organism development; cell-cell junction assembly
Cellular component (GO): catenin complex; membrane; adherens junction
Molecular function (GO): cadherin binding; calcium ion binding
Source: RefSeq, a predicted model, not a curated record
AUGCCUAAGAGAGAAGCGCUGCACUUAGUCCACUUGCCAGCUACAAGCAACGUGGCAGAGAAUUCUCCACCAGAGACUGCAGUAUACAAGUUUGCCGUGAAUUUAUCAGCAUCACUGUCACCUGUGAUCCCAGGAUUUCCCUUGAUAAUCAACUCGAGCCCCCUCACUAAGGCCUUCAAGGUGAAUGGGCUGUCAGGCACCGACUUUGAGGUUGUAACCAGUGGGAAGGAACAACUAGAUUUUGAAACAGGACCAAACAUAUUUGAUUUGCAGAUUUAUGUGAAGGAUGAUGUUGGUGUCACAGACCUACAGGUCCUCACCGUCCAGGUAACAGAUGUGAAUGAGCCGCCUCACUUUCUAGGCAACUUGGCGAAAGGUUUAGAGCUCUACAUUGCAGAAGGAAUAAACCCAGGAUUCAUUUACCAGGUUGAGGCCUUUGAUCCAGAAGAUACAAGCCGAAACAUACCCCUCAGUUAUUUCCUGAUUUCUCCCUCCAAGAGCUUCAGAAUGUCUGCUAGUGGUACCCUCUUCUCAACAACAGAAUUUGACUUUGAAGCAGGAAACAACAGUCACUAUCUCAUUGUGGAAGUGAGAGACAGCCAAGGCCUCAAAGUCUCCACAGCCCUCCAGGUGAACAUCCUGAACAUCAAUGAUGAAAUUCCUCGCUUUACCAGCCCAACACGAGUAUACAGAAUUCGGGAGGAGCUGAGUCCAGGGACCAUCGUGGCCAAUAUCACAGCUGAGGAUCCGGAUGAUGAAGGUUCUACCAGCUGCCUCCUUUACAGCAUUACAACUAUUAACAACUAUUUUAUGAUAAAUCAAUUGACUGGUACAAUCCAAGUAGCCAACAGGCUAGACCGAGAUGCACGUGAAUUAAGACAAAAUCCCACCAUUUCACUGGAAGUUCUGGUGAAGGAUAGACCCCAAGGGGGCCAGGAGAAUCGCAUCCAGAUAACCUUCAUUGUGGAAGACAUCAAUGACAACCCUGCCACUUGUAUCAAGUUCACCUUCAGCAUUAUGGUGCCUGAGAGAGCAGCCAAGGGGACCCAGCUUCUGGACCUGAACAAGUCCUGCCUUGAUAAUGACAGCGAAGCUCCGAACAACAAAUUCAACUUCACCACGCCAUCUGGAGUGGGGAGCAGCAGCAAAUUUUUACAGGAUCCAGCUGGCUCUGGGAAAAUUGUGUUGAUUGGUGAUCUAGAUUAUGAAAAUCCAAGUAGCCUGGCGUCCGGCAAUAAAUACUCCAUAAUAAUCCAAGUGCAGGAUGUUGCCCCUCCUUACUACAAAAGCAACAUCUACAUUUAUAUCCUAACAAGCCCAGAAAAUGAGUUUCCUCUUGUCUUUGACAGGCCAUCCUAUGUAUUUAAUGUGUCAGAAGUAAUGUCAGCUAGAGCCCGGAUUGGAUGGGUACAAGCGACGGAUAAGGACUUCCCCCAGAGCAGCAUUGUAUACUCCAUCUCCAGUGGAGGGGCCAGCCUCCAGCAGCCAAACAUAUUUUGGAUUAAUUCCAAGACAGGAGAACUCCAGCUAGUGACUAAAGCGGACCAUGAAACCACCCCCACCUAUAUUCUCAGAAUCCAGGCCACCAACAGUGAGGAUACAAGCUCAGUCACUGUUACUGUGAACAUCCUUGAAGAAAAUGAUGAAAAACCUAUAUGCACCCCAAACUCUUCUUUCCUGACCAUCCCAGUGGAUCUGAAAGUUGGCACAAAUAUUCAAAAUUUCAAGUUGACGUGCACUGACCUUGAUUCCAGCCCUAGAUCUUUUCGUUACUCUAUUGGCCCAGGCAAUGUCAAUAAUCAUUUUACCUUCUCACCCAGUGCUGGGUCCAACGUCUCCCACCUGUUGCUUGCAUCUCGCUUUGACUAUACUGGUAGGUUUGAUAAGAUCUGGGACUACAAGCUGCUUGUCUACAUAACUGACGACAACUUGCUGUCUGGAUGGAAGAAGGCUAAGGCUCUUGUUGAAACAGGGACAGUGACACUGAGUAUUAAAGUUAUUCCUCACCCAACCACGAUUAUCACGACAACCCCCAGGCCCAGGAUCACCUACCUGAUCCAGAGGGAAAACAUGUAUUCUUCAUCAGCGUGGUAUGUGCCUUUUGUCAUCACCUUGGGCUCCAUGUUGCUUCUGGGUCUCCUGGUGUCCCUGAUCAUCCUGUUGGCCAAAGCCAUCUACAGACACUGCCCCUGCAAGGCCAGGAAGGACAAGAAACCUCUGGUGAAGAAAGGAGAAAUGAAGACAACAAAGAGAGCCACUGUGGUGGAAACAAUCAAGAUGAACACAGUCUUUGACGGAGAAGCCAUAGACCCAGUAACUGGGAAAAUAUAUGAAUUCAACUCAAAAACUGGAGCCAGGAAGUGGAAAGCUCCAUUAACUGAAACGCCAAAAUGGAAAGAAUCCAGCCCCCAGGGAACUACUACUCACAGGGUCACUGCUGGUGAGGGGAUGGGGCCACUGAGGACCACCAACAAGGAAGGAGAUAGGCUGAGUGGGAAAGGACAGGCUGAGGAUGCAGGUGUAGGUUCCAGAAGCGAGGAUGGCAAUACUGGCACCCCCAAGAACAAAAGCUCAACCCCCACAAGCAUGGCUUCCCCUAAACCACACCCGGGAAAGUAAAUGGUGUCUGGUGGCCAGGCCCACAGCACAGACAGAGGAGAGGCAUUGACUACCAGCAGGGUGCUGCCUCACCCCAAAUUCUAUGAGGGCAGGGGUGGGAGUAGAGUAGAUGCGAAAAUGUGGGCUAAAGGGACGCAGAGAUGGGAUGUUUGACAACCCUUAAAACUGUGAUCACACAGUCACCUUUUUCUGAGACUGCACGGUAGAAAUUUCUCUCAGGUCUCAGGACUGGCUGUGCUUCUGUUGACCAGCUGGACUGUUAGCUUUUGGAUGCAGAAUCAUGCUUUCUUCUUUGCAUUGACUGCUAGGAAGCUCCAGUCAGCUGAGGCCUACCCUCGCCUCUGGUUUGAGAAACAGCAUCACCCAGAUUUCUUCACUUAUAAAUUCAGUUCAGCAACAUAAAAUCUAUACCUUUGUAAGUCACCUCGAAUCUUUCUCAAAAGUAGCAGAACAGUAGAAAAAUGGAUGAAUGAAUAAAUAAUGAGUUUUAUAUCUGGGAAGGAGAAAACAUAAUACAUACCUUUUAUUCUUUUUUAUUGAGGUAUAAUUUAUAUUCAAUAAAGUGUACAGAUCUAAGGUCUUCAGCUCGAUGAUAUGUGUACUCUGCUCCAGAGACAUCCACUAUUCUGAUCUUUAUCAUCAUAGAUUAGUUCUGCCUGUCUUGAAUUUCAUAUAAAUGGAAUCAUACAAAAUGUACUCUUUUGUGUCUGGCUUCUUUCUUUCAGUGAGACUCAUCUGCGUAUAUAGUAAUACUCCAGUCUUCUUCAUUGUUACAUCUUAUUCCAUUGUAUAACAUGAUUUAUCCAUUCUACGCUUGGGUUAAGGAGCCCUUGUGGUGCAAGCACUCAGCUGCUAGUUGGUGGUUCAAACUCAUCCAGCAGUUCCAUGGAAGAAAAACCUGGCCAUCUACUCCCAUAAAGAUUUGUUGUUGUUGUUGUUAGGUACCAUUGAGUUGAUUUUCAACUCGUAGCAACCCCAGGUGACAGUGUAGAACUGCCCUAUAGGGUUUUCUUGGCUGUAAUGUUUAUGGAAGCAAA